This is a messenger RNA of Phialemonium atrogriseum, 219 nucleotides long. RefSeq lists its product as uncharacterized. NCBI's taxonomy places the organism in Eukaryota, Fungi, Ascomycota, Sordariomycetes, Cephalothecales, Cephalothecaceae. The record is from RefSeq and is a predicted model, not a curated record. The transcript has a single exon. Bases 43 to 198 code for a protein of 51 amino acids.
CUGUAACCGAAAGUUGUACAAGAGACGGCUGGCGAUCCAGCAAUGUACAAUCUUCAAGUUCAAGUCAACAAGCAAACGAGAAUGAAACGGAAAUCGAAGAAUAGGGGUAUCGCAGUAGCAAAGGCUCUUGUUCCCACCGACGAAUCGUGGGAUGCUGCAACUGUCCGGAAGAGAUUGCUCGACGGCAGGCUCGUGUAGUACUAUGUCGGAAGUCUGUUU